AUGCGUCUUCUUACGCGCGCGCCGGUACGUUCAAAGGCGACGCCGACGUCGGCAGUGCAGCAUCUUCCACCUCCCAAGCCAAAAGAAGCGUCGUACAGCAAUGGAACGGGUUGGGUGGGCUUUGUGACGACGGCGGCGGCCUUGGGGGUCGCUAUCCUGAUGCAUCGAGAUGCGCCAAGCAGCGACGUCGAAUGUGGGUCAAGGAGUGAAUCCUGGUGGGCAAGCCCUAAGCUGGAGCAACGAGGACACUAUACGCUGCUAAAAGAGCUUGGUCGAGGAGGAUUUUCCAUUGUGCGUCUUGCGUUCGACACAGAGACUAAACAGAUGCUGGCCGCAAAGAUUUUUGAUCCGAAAAGCUCGUCGAUGGAGACGAUUCAGGCCGAGAUUGAUAUUCUGCGGUAUCUUGGCGUGCACCGAAACAUUGUGUCGCUGCACGAUGUCCUGUAUCUGAAGGAUGAAACUGUUAUGCUGACGGAUUUGGUUGAAGGAGGAGAGCUUUUUGACUACAUUGUCGAUAUGGGAUCUGUUUCAGAGCAAGACGCUGCUCAUCUACUGCAUGAUGUCUGUCAGGCUCUAGACUACGUGCACUCCCGUGGUGUCUGCGCGUAUUGGGCUCCUGAGAUCAUAAAACGCCAGCCUCAAGACUUCGGCGUUGACAUGUGGGCUUUCGGCGUUCUCGCCUAUAUCACCCUCACAGGAGUGCACCCAUAUGACCCACGAGGUGACAAGUCGGACGCGGAAAUCGUAAAGGAGAUCGCAAAUGGAAAUUACGACGUGGAGAACAAUUGGUACAAGAAUCUGACUGCAGAAGCGAAGGAUUUCUUGACGCGAUUAUUAGAUUCCGACCCUGCCAAACGGUUAACUGCCAAGCAGGCACUGCAGCAUUCAUGGCUGAGUGGCAUCACGACGUCUGCGGAGCCCCUCGACAGCUGCUACACCCAGCGACUACAAUCGUAUCAGCGCUUGCAGCAACUUCGAGCCAACAUUUUGGCAGUCGUCAUGGGUGUGCAGCACGCGAAACUGGGUAAAACUUCUGAUGCCGAUGAAAAGCGACUCACGUCUCGCCGCACAGCGACCGUGAAUAUGGACAUGUUCAAGGAGACGUUUUCUCUUUUCGACAAAGACGAAUCAGGCUGCAUCGACCAAGAGGAGCUGAAGGGCAUGCUCUUAGCACUGGGACAGCAGCUUUCAAGUUCUGAAAUUGAUGAGAUCAUGCACCAAGCAGACACUGACGGUGAUGGGAAGAUUUCGUUCACUGAGUUUGUUAGUAUGAUGAACGACCGACUAUUCCGUCGCGGGGAUCUGACGACUGGAGAUCUCAAAGCAGCUUUCGAUACCUUUGAUGUGAAUCAUGACGGAUUUAUCUCCAGUAGCGAACUCGAGCACAUCCUCCAUGUGCUUGGCAAUAAGCACAUCAACAACGAGGAAACCUGCAAAAUUAUCCAAGCGGCAGACAAGAACGAGGACGGGAAGAUCGACUACGAUGAGUUCUGUGCCUUGAUGCAGCAGCAACAACAGCACACGAAGAGCUAA
Phytophthora infestans T30-4 is the source of this 1533-nucleotide messenger RNA. RefSeq names its product protein kinase, putative. Gene Ontology annotation, molecular function: calcium/calmodulin-dependent protein kinase activity; calcium-dependent protein serine/threonine kinase activity; ATP binding. Lineage: Eukaryota; Oomycota; Peronosporomycetes; Peronosporales; Peronosporaceae. The record is from RefSeq and is a predicted model, not a curated record. The transcript is spliced from 11 exons. Gene Ontology annotation, cellular component: cytoplasm; nucleus. Bases 1 to 1533 code for a protein of 510 amino acids. Gene Ontology annotation, biological process: peptidyl-serine phosphorylation; intracellular signal transduction; protein autophosphorylation.